AUGGCAGAGUUGGUUAAGAAGGAUGCCGAAGCACCUCUAUGUUACCAAGGGAACUCUGCCCUAUCCUCUUAUUCUUGGGUCAGCAAGAAUUUAAGUCGUUCAUUUCCGUCCAGUGAAGUAAGGAAUAGUCCUGUGAAGUGGGCGGACUGGAUUGACAAACUUCUUCCCAAGUUUGGAGCUCACUGGAGGCGGGCAGGAAUUUAUGAUGCGAUUCUUCUGUCUAAGCAAUCCAUCAACCGGGAUGAGAACCUGCUUGCUGCUGCCCUAUGUUUCUGGAAUUCUGCCAGCAACACGUUUGAUUUCUGUGUGGGUCCAAUGGCGCCAACUCUGCUGGACAUGGCUCAGAUAUUUGGGUUUAGGCCCCAUGGACGACCUGUGGAUGCUGUUGGAGACUAUCAUCGUAGGAGGAACCAGGAGAAACUAGCCAAGCCUUUCACUGUCUCUCCUGCUACUAUCAAUCAGAACUGCUCCUUUUCUGUUUUUCUGAGGAAAUUCAGUGUGGAGAAGGACAAGGAUCAGCAGCAUAUGCUAUUCCUUCUGUAUUGGCUGAACAGAUUUGUGUUCCCCAAUCGUUCUUCUGCUGUUCUGCUUGAGUAUAGGCAUUUGGCAGAAGCUUUACACAACCAUACCGACGUUGGACUUGGGCCGUCAGUUCUGGCUCACCUUUUCAAGAACCUGCAUACUGCCACAAUGGAGAAUCCCCUGAAUUUAUCUGCUCCUGGCUCGUUUUGGAUGAUCCAGGCUGUUCUGGCAUUCUUAUGUUUUGCUGAACUGGCCUGA
Molecule: messenger RNA, 780 nt
Organism: Prunus avium (sweet cherry)
Lineage: Eukaryota; Viridiplantae; Streptophyta; Magnoliopsida; Rosales; Rosaceae
Source: RefSeq, a predicted model, not a curated record